Messenger RNA from Paramisgurnus dabryanus, 3015 nucleotides. RefSeq names its product tripartite motif-containing protein 16-like. NCBI's taxonomy places the organism in Eukaryota, Metazoa, Chordata, Actinopteri, Cypriniformes, Cobitidae. Gene Ontology annotation, molecular function: zinc ion binding; protein binding. The record is from RefSeq and is a predicted model, not a curated record.
GUUGCUAUGUGAAAGUUUGUAACAGAAAAUUGUGGUUAUCAUCUUGUCACUUUCCUGGUAUAGAAAACCGAAAAUUAUUAAAUGGAUUUAUAGCGUUUUGGAACCAAACUCUUCAUGAUGUUUUGGGCGCAGUUUGUAACACUGACACCUAGUGGACAUUUAGUGAACGACCACUAAACUACUUUGCUUACGUUUAUCAACCACGGAAACAUUUAUUGAGAAGAGAAACCGAAACUACUGAAGAGUUUUUGAACGCGUCACUGUAUUUGUGCAGUCAGUAAAAUGGCGGAAGCGACUCUUUCAGUGUCUCAGGAUCAGUUUAUCUGUUCAAUCUGUCUGGAUUUACUGAAGGAUCCAGUGACCAUUCCCUGUGGACACAGUUACUGUAUGAGCUGUAUUACAAACUGCUGGAAUCAAGAUGAUCAGAAGAGAAACUACAGCUGCCCUCAGUGCAGACAGACCUUCAAUACAAGACCUGAUUUAAAUAAAAAUGUGGUGUUUGCUCAGAUGGUGGAGAUGCUAAAGAAGACAAAACUUCAGACUGAUCGAUCUGCUGUCAGUUCUGCUGGACCUGAAGAUGUGGAGUGUGACGUCUGUACUGAGAGAAAACACAAAGCUGUCAAGUCCUGUCUGGUGUGUCUGAACUCUUACUGUCAAACUCACUUUGAAAGACAUGAAGAACUUCAAUCAGGUAGACGACACAAAGUGAUUGAUGUGACAGGACGACUUCAGGAGAUGAUCUGCUCUCAACAUGACAAACUCAUCGAGGUUUACUGUCGCACUGAUCAGAGAUGUAUUUGUUAUCUGUGUGCGAUGGAUGAACAUAAAAAUCACGACACUGUAUCAGCUGCAGCAGAGAGAACUGAGAAACAGAGAUUACUGGAGGACAAGCAGAGAAAACUCCAUCAGAGAAUCCAGGAGAAAGAGAAGAAGCUUCAGGAUCUAAGAGAGGCUGUGAAGAUUCACACGAUCUCUGCACAGACAGCAGUGGAUGACACUGAGAGGAUCUUUACUCAACUGAUCCGAUCCAUUGAGAGAAGACGAUCUGAGGUGAUACAACUGAUCAGAGAUCAGGAAAAGACUGCAGUGAGUCGAGCUGAAGAUCUCUUGAAGAAACUGAAGCAGGAGAUUGAUGAUCUGAGGAGGAGAAAUGAUGAGAUGGAGAAACUUUCACAAACAAAAGAUCACAUCAGUUUCCUUCAGAGUUUUCAGUCUCUCUCUUCAUCUCCUGGAUCUUCAGACAACAUCACUGUCUCUUCUCGUCUCUCUUUUGAUGAUGUGAUGAAAUCUGUCACUAAACUGAAAGAAAAGAUGGAGGAUUUCUGUAAAGAAGAGAUUGAUAAGAUAUCUGAGAAAGUUUCAUUCACUGAAAUUAUUACAAAUGAACCCAAGAUCAGAGAGGAGUUCCUACAGUAUUUCAGUCUCUUCUCUCUGGAUCCAAACACAGCACACAGACGUAUCUGUCUUUCUGAGGAGAACAGAACGGCUACUCGCACUAGGACAUUUCAGCCGUAUCCUGAUCAUCCAGACAGAUUUGAUGAUUGGUCUCAGGUGUUGUGUAGUGAGAGUUUAUGUGGACGCUGUUAUUGGGAGAUUGAAUGGAGUAGUGAGGUGUAUAUAUCAGUGUCAUAUAAGAGCAUCAGCAGGAAGGGAGGAGGUUAUGAGUCUGCAUUUGGAUAUAAUGAUCAGUCCUGGAGUUUAAUCUGUUCUCCCUCUCAAUGUUCAUUCUGGCACAAUAAUAUAGAGACUAAACUGCCAGUAGUCUCCAGUAAAAUAGGAGUUUAUGUGGAUCACAGUUCAGGAUCUCUGUCCUUCUACAGCGUCUCUGACACAAUGACCCUCAUCCACAGAGUCAACACCACAUUCACUAAACCUCUCUAUCCUGGGUUUGGGUUUUACUUUUAUGACUCAACAGUGAAACUAUGUGAUCUAACAUUAUAAAUGAUACAUGCUUAUACUGGUUAAUAUACACAAGCGUCACCUAAACCAGUUUAUAUAAUUUGACAAAUCAAAAGAUAAAUUAUAUUUGAAUAUAAAUGAACAAUAAACAUUAAGAAGUCUUUAUCUUUACAGACUAAAACUAAAAUAACAGCCUCAUGCAAAGCAUUCUGGGAAACAAAAUCUAAAGCAAAAAAUCGUAAAAGGUUGAUGAUGAUUUCUGGUUCCCAGAAUGUUUUCCAUGAGGCUGUAAUUUUAUAGUUUUAUUCUGUAAAUAAAGAUUUGUUAAUGUUUAAUGUUCAUUUAACUUUGAACAAACUCUUGCCAGUAAAUAACAUCAAUUUAAAUCUACAGUAGGUUACUGCCAAACAGCUGCAAGUAUCACUGUAAUUUCUACAGAAUUUAGAUUUUUCUGUCUAGAUUGUCCGUCUAACUUUAGUCAGCAAACAUUAUGCAGUGCACUUGAUAUACAUCAUUCUAAAUAUAUACAAAGUCUAAUUUACGUCUUUUAGUUUUUAAACAGAAUUAAAGCGCUGUUUUUGAAAAGUGUGUAAGAAUACGAGCUUUAAAGGAAAACACAGUUUUUCAAUAUAUUACUAUGUUCUUACCUCAACUUAGAUUAAUUAAUACAUUCCUAUCUUUUUUCAAUGCGUGCACUUAAUCCAUUCCAUUACAUUGUUUAAAAUAAAAAUGAAUUCUUCAUAAAAAUUAUCUUUAGCAUUUGGUGGUCUGUACAACACGAUAACAUUGAAUGACAUUUCAAGGCAAGGCAAGUUUAUUUGUAUAGCACAUUUCAUACACAGAGGUCAUUCAAAGUGCGCUACAUAGAAAUGAGAAAACAAUAUAUAAAGGGAAAUUUCAGGAGAUCAAUUUAUUGUAACACCAAUUCCUUCAAUUUCAUUAUCAAAAUCGUAGUUCUCCUACAAUAUGGGUAUGAAAAAAGAUCUUUCUAAAGACAAAAAGUGUGAAUUAUCUUAAAAAAGCAAAUUACUUCCUAUAACAGUUUAUAUUUGUUGGAUCUAAACAGUAUAUCACUGAGAUAUUUCAGAGAUCAGCUGUCACACAUUGUUUUUUUUU